This is a messenger RNA of Camarhynchus parvulus, 3316 nucleotides long. It is a transcript of the gene CILK1, whose product is annotated as ciliogenesis associated kinase 1. NCBI's taxonomy places the organism in Eukaryota, Metazoa, Chordata, Aves, Passeriformes, Thraupidae. The record is from RefSeq and is a predicted model, not a curated record. Gene Ontology annotation, molecular function: ATP binding; protein serine/threonine kinase activity. Gene Ontology annotation, cellular component: nucleus; cytoplasm; cilium. The transcript is spliced from 15 exons. Gene Ontology annotation, biological process: cilium assembly; intracellular signal transduction; protein phosphorylation. Bases 407 to 2146 code for a protein of 579 amino acids.
CUGCAGGGAACUGUAGUGAGUGGGAAUCCCGGCAGGAGCGAUCCCAGGAGUGGGAGCCGGGGUAAAGCGGCGAUGUCCGGGAGCCGCGAUUUCCGCUACGACUGCGGUCAGGCCGGGACCUUGGCGCAGGCAAACUGCCGACCAGAAGAAAACCACGUGUAUGGAUCUGUGAACCUUUGUGCGUGUCUACUGCCCUGAGCGUUUUCAGGAGGAGGAUGAGGAGGCGUGUCUUCUCUGGAGGACAGACCAAAGGCUAAGUCUUGAAAACAUGAUUCCUGCAACUGUUCACACUGUCCUGAGUGCUCUGUAUUUAUGCUGCCACAGAAAGAACUGGUUACACUUGGAGGAGAAAAAGCACAGGAAACGCCAAGGACUGAAAUGCGCUUGCAGCUGAAGCAUCCUCAUCAUGAAUAGGUACAAAACUAUCAGACAGCUUGGUGAUGGGACCUAUGGCUCUGUUCUCCUAGGGAGAAGCAUUGAAUCUGGAGAACUAAUAGCCAUUAAAAAAAUGAAGAGAAAGUUUUAUUCCUGGGAGGAGUGCAUGAACCUUCGAGAGGUUAAGUCUUUGAAGAAAUUAAACCAUGCCAAUGUGGUAAAGCUAAAAGAAGUUAUCAGAGAAAAUGAUCAUCUGUAUUUUGUGUUUGAAUACAUGAAGGAAAAUCUUUAUCAGUUAAUGAAAGAGAGAAACAAACUGUUCCCUGAGUCUACAGUUAGGAAUAUUAUGUAUCAGAUCCUGCAAGGGCUUGCUUUUAUUCAUAAGCAUGGGUUCUUUCACAGGGACUUGAAACCUGAAAACCUGCUUUGCAUGGGACCAGAACUUGUGAAAAUUGCAGAUUUUGGCUUAGCUCGAGAAAUCCGAUCUCGACCUCCUUACACUGAUUAUGUAUCCACAAGGUGGUACAGGGCUCCGGAAGUACUUCUGAGAUCCACCUGCUAUAGCUCUCCAAUAGAUAUUUGGGCUGUUGGGUGCAUAAUGGCAGAAGUUUACACGCUGAGGCCUCUCUUCCCAGGCGCCAGUGAAAUUGAUACUAUAUUCAAAAUUUGCCAAGUCUUAGGGACGCCAAAAAAGAACGACUGGCCUGAAGGCUACCAACUUUCAGCUUCCAUGAAUUUUCGCUGGCCUCAGUGUGUACCUAACAACCUAAAAACUCUCAUACCUAAUGCUAGCAGUGAAGCAGUGCAGCUCAUGAGAGACAUGCUGCAGUGGGACCCCAAAAAGCGGCCAACAGCUAGUCAGGCACUUCGAUACUCGUACUUCCAGGUUGGGCAUGCCCUGGGCAUUCAGGAACUGGGAAAACAAAAGGAACUGCAUAAUAAAUUGUCUCUGCAUAUUAAGCCUGUCCCUCCAUCACAGCCCCCUCUGAAACCUCAUGCCCGAAUUUCAUCAAGGCCUUUUCAACAAAGCCAGUCUUCUCAGCACGUGGUGUACGCAUGUAAGACAGACAACUCUGGGGCUGAGCACAGUAACUAUGCACAGGAGGACAAGUCUAACCAGGUUCUUCUGCCUGCAAUACACAAUAAGGUUCCUCAGCAGAAAACAUCUGCUGGGUCUGAGAAUAUAAAUGGUGAACUUAAACCAAAACCUAGGCGAAGAUGGGGACAUCUUCCUAGGACAGUUAAGAGCUCUGAAGACUGGGAUGAUUUGGAAGACCUUGAUUUCAGCUCUUCCAUCAUGAGAAUGGACUUGAAAAACAAGAAGAGGCAGAAUGAUGAAACUCUUUGUAGAUUUGAAAGCAUUUUGGACCUGAAGCCUUUGGAUGCUGUAGGCUCUGGCAGCAGUGCACGAACUUCCCAUGCAACCUUUUUGCGGCAGGACACUCCUACAUUGCGAGUUUCUGCAGCAAAGCAACACUACUUAAACCAUUCUAGGUAUCGACCUGGAAUAAGCACCAGGAAUAGCAUAGUCUCCACUUCAAACAAAGAGUCUGUUCCAUCUAAUCACUGGCCCAGUUCUGAUUUGUCUGGGAAAACCUCUGGUUUGGGAGGAAGUACUACCAGCAGGAUGAAUUCAGGACCCAUAGGAUCAAGUGGUCUAACAAAUGCUUAUGUCCCUUCAUUUCUGAAGAAGGAAGUAGGUUCUGCUGGGCAGCGGGUUCAGUUAGCACCAGUUGUGGACCCAUCUUCUGGUAAUUUGUCUCAAGAAUGAACACCCUGAACCUGUCCCAGUACCCCUAGACCUAAGUAGGCUAUGUAAGUAGUCUGGUCUGUACACUUAGUUCCUGCAAGUGGAAGGAGACAAGUCAUGAGAACAGGCAGCUGAGACUUGGAUUCAUCAUAAAGUGUGAGCUCCUUUGUUUGUGAGGUGGCUCAUCCCUGGUGAGUGAGAAUCAUGUCAAAAGAAAUCUGUCUCAUUUGAGAGCAUACUAACAUUCUGGAGAUACCUGAGUCCCUACUGAGGAGGGGGACAACUCUGAGAUUCAAGUAGCACAGGAUGAAUCUGAACCUGGCCUGUAAUCGAUGAACCUUUAUCAAACCGUCAGUGAUUCUCUUGACUAUAGCAUUCAGGCUUUAGUUGGUCCAGUCAAAAGAUUAGAAAAGCAAGUUGUACUUUUAAUUUUCUUUUUUUAUAUAUCUCCUCCUUUCCUAAGUUAAAGCCUUUUAUUUUGGGGAAAAAAAGCUAAUAAUCUUGACAUUGAGACUCACAACUAGUUUUAACUUAGUGAGACAAAAAUUAGCUAGUUGUAAUGGCUGUAUCUUUUACUCAAGCACAUUCUUACUGAAGCUGGAAAAGUUCUUUUUGAGCAGGAUAGAGCUGAGUUUAUGUAUUUUACUGUGCUGUCCCUGUGCAAUAUGGAUAUGGAAAAGAUGGAGGUCUUUAUAUACUGAAAUCUGGACAAGCAGCAUAUCUGAGAAUUUAUGAUAUGUAACCUACUAGUUUGUGCUUUAAUAUUUAGCUUCUUUGUGGGAAAUGUUUUUAGAAUUGUACUGUUUACAUUUUCUCAGGCUUAGGCAUAACAUGUAAUAAUAAAGGAGUCUGACAGUGGAUUUAUUUACCCCUGUAAUCCGUAUUUUCCAAAAGCAGUGUGUAAGUGCCAUGACGUUAACAAGAAGGAAAAAAAGCCAGAAAAUCCACUCUCUUGGUGUUCCUGUAUCUGAUAUGGCUGUUGAUAUGAGCAGGAUGUUCCAUAAUGUAAGAAGGAAAAUGUGUACUGAAGGAAUAUUUUAGAACUUAAUAUGGAAGGAGGGGGUGGAAUUGUCAGAGAUGUGGAGAAAUAAUGGUUCUUGUUUAUUCAGUGUUUUUGUUCAGAAGCAUUCUAAAUGCUUGUUUCAUUCCGUGUCAAAUGUCCUGCCCAGAAUAAAGUUAUCCUUGAGGAAG